Molecule: messenger RNA, 1424 nt
Organism: Salvia miltiorrhiza (redroot sage)
Lineage: Eukaryota; Viridiplantae; Streptophyta; Magnoliopsida; Lamiales; Lamiaceae
Product: cyclic dof factor 1-like
Exons: 2
Coding region: 245-1252 (335 amino acids)
Biological process (GO): regulation of DNA-templated transcription
Molecular function (GO): DNA binding; DNA-binding transcription factor activity
Source: RefSeq, a predicted model, not a curated record
UAUUUGAGUGUAAAAUGACACAUUAAUAAAGUAGAAAAUUCGUGUGUUCCGGCCCCACCAAAGUAGGGCUCAAGUUAGUUGGGGGGGGGGGGGGUAGGGGGUAAGUCAUAUGAGAUUUUAGGAUAUCAAAAUAAUUUGUUAAAGCAUUGCCAUUUGCCAACACGGCUUAUUUGUUAUCUUUUUCUUAUUUCUUGUUCAUUUUCUCAAGUUUUUGGUGCUCCGUUUGACCAACCCUUGGAGAGGAAUGAAGGAGCCGGAGAUCAAAUUGUUUGGCCGCAAGAUCGUCUUACCGGACAAAGGCGGAGCUGUCGCCGCCGGCGAGUUUUCCGGCCGGAGCAGCUGCGUAAGCGACGGCGACGACCGCUGCUUGGAAGCCAGUGGAGAAAAAGGAGAGGCUCAUCAUGAAAUCCAACUUCAUGCUCUCGAGGAGCAUCAAGAAGCAGAAGAGUGCGAAAGCAGGGAUGAGAAUGCAGAGGAGCCACGGAAUCCGGCGGCGGAGUCGUCGGAGAUGGACGAGAACGGGCAGCAAAAGGCGGCGCUGAAGAAGCCGGACAAGAUCCUGCCGUGCCCCCGUUGCAACAGCGCCGACACCAAGUUCUGCUACUACAACAACUACAACAUCAAGCAGCCCCGCCAUUUUUGCAAGAGCUGCCAGAGGUACUGGACCGCCGGCGGCACCAUGAGGAACGUCCCCGUGGGGGCCGGCCGCCGGAAGAACAAGAACUGCCGCCACAUCUCCGCCGCCGAGGCCGAUCUGGGCUGCGCUUUCGGGCUGUCGUUCGGCCCCGAUCACGAGCCCAUCAAGAGAUCAGACGAGCCCAUCAAGAAUGGCGGGCCGCCGCCGCCGCCGCCGCCGCAACUCGUGAUGCCGUUCCCUAUGAUCCCUUGGAAUCCGGCAAUUUGCCCGAUGCCGAUGCCGGUGUAUCCGGCGCCGUAUUGGCCUAAUAAUGGGUGGAGCGUGCCGUGGGUGGGGCCGGCGCUAGGUAAGCAUUCAAGAAGUGGCGAUGAAGUGGAUAAGGGAAGGCCGAUCUUGGUCCCAAAAACGCUGAGGAUCGAUGAUCCAGAGGAAGCCGCCAAGAGCUCGAUAUGGGAAACGCUUGGGAUCAAGUAUGAUUCGGUUAGUAGGGAAGGGUUGUUCAAGGCGUUGCAGCCCAAGCCCGGUCGGGAAAAGAUUAGCAUCUCCGCCGCCUCGGCGCUGCAAGCCAAUCCCGCCGCUUUCUCGCGCUCCAUUAGCUUCCAAGAGGGCGUCUGACGCCGGCCGCCGUCGCAAAUGGAGUUUAGCUCACCUUUUUCUUGUAACGUUGGUGUGGUGUGAAUUUAUGUACAAAAAUUUUGUAGAGAGAUACUGACACAGGGGAGAGUGAGAUCUUCUUUAAAUGUUUAGAUGCACAAAAACUUUGGGAAUAACUAAUUUUUAAUUCUCA